UUUAGAUCAGUGUCAGUCUAGGCACUCAGCCACCAUAUACUACUACAAGUCGGUGUCAAGAUGACAUUUUGGCAGGAGAACUAUGGGUUCAUCAAGGAGGUGUACGACACCAGGUACAGCAAGAUGGUGGAGUGGAUGGAUAAUAUAGAGAUGGCCAUCCAGAAGGUUUGCGCCAGCAAGGUCUACACCUCUGCAGAGUUCAAGAGGGAGAAGGAUAACUUUCAGUCUCUUUGCAAAAAUCUGGAGAGAGCGGAGACCAAGAAAUGGCUGACUGAAACUUUAGAAACUCUGAUGAAGGAAAGAGCUCCUGAUGAGCAAAAAGAAGAGAGCAAGAAAUUAAAGCUGAUCAUGGAAAGACAUAAAACUUUGAUUCCCAAGAUUCAGGAAACUUUGGUGAAGACAGAAUGCUACUGGAAGUGCUACUCCUAUGGUGAUGAUCUUAUUCCCAUUUUUGAAUUUAUUGAUGACUUGAGAAACAGAUCAGUCAAGGAACUUCUUAGCGGUAACAGUGAACAGACUGAGGAGCAUAUUGAGAAGCAGGAUAAGGUCGUGAACAGCUUGGAGAACAAGAGAAAGAUGGUUCUAGACUUCAUUGCCAAGGGAGAGAAGCUUAUGCAGGAUCAGAACUGUCCCAAGUUCCUUGAGGGUCAUGUCAAGAAGCUUAGAGAAGCAUGGGAAGACACCAAUGAGAAGGCUCAGAUCAGAAAGAAGGCCCUGGCUGACAAUCUUAGCUCAUGGGAGAUCUUUGAGGACAAGAAGAUUGAAUGCCACAAACAUCUGGAUACUGCAGAUGCUGAGUUUGAACAAAUCAAAAAGAUCUUUGAUCUUUCUGCAGGUCCUGCUGAUUACAACAUGAGAAUGAAAACUGCAGCCAACUAUAGACACACAAUUGAGGAUGUUUACAACACUGUUAGUAAUGCCAAUGCAACCCUUCAACAAAUGUUACCUGAAGAUCGUAAGGCAGGCAUGAACGAUGAAGUUAAGGAGCUCACUGUCAGAAUUGAUAUCCUUGCAAAGACGGAUGAACGUCUCCUCUUUAUCGAUGACUUCAACAAGAGGCUGGCUGUGUGGAAUAUUGCUGUUACUGAUCUGGAAGAGUGGUUGGAUGAGGGCAGAAAGAGGUUGGACACCAUCAAAAAUCCAACUGAUGUCCUGAGCCCUGAAGACAGAGUCACUAAGUCUAUGGAGGUUCAGGAAGAUAUCAGCAAAAAAUCCGACUUCUGCAACAAACAAGAAGCAGAGAAAACUGAAAUCUUCCCCAAGCAGGGAGAGAAGGUUUCAUCAGAUGCCAAGAAGUUUAUUGAAAGGCUGAAGAAUGUUAGAAAUGAAUUGAACAAGCUUGAUGAUGAGGUGAAGGCUGAAUGUGCCAAGUUCAGUGAGGAUGUUAAAUACUGGGCUGAGUUCCAGACUGGUAUUAAGGCAUUUGAUCCUUGGCUGAAGAAGGCUGAGAAGAGGAAGGUUGAAGGACUGAAGACUCCCAAGUCCCUAGUAGAGGCUUGUGAGAUUCUUGGAGAUGCUAAGAAUUUCCAAGAGGAGUGUGAAACUAAACUCCAGAUUUUGGAAGAAGCCACAGUUUCAGCACAGAAGAUGGCUUCACACACUGAUGCAGAUGACAAGGUUGCUGGCUACCGCAGUCGGUGGUUAGCAGUUCAUGAGACUACAAAGGAGUGGGUUGCCAGGAUGACAACUCUAGUAGAGUGCUGGAACAAGCUUGAUGGUAACGUUGGUGAACUGAGUUCCUGGGUUUCAACUAAGGAUUCUGCAGCUCCUGAUGGUAGCUCUGAGAUCUCAAUUGAGAAGCUUGAAACCCAACUUGUUACUCUGAAAACUAUGUUUGCUGAGAAACAACGUCUUGUAGCAGAUCUUGAAGCUUAUGGAUCAGGAACAGGAACAGAAAAGCCAGCAGAAGCAGCUAAACCUGUUGAGGGAGAGGAAGCAGCUAAACCUGAGGAAGCUGCUCCUGCAGCAGUAGCAGAGGAACCUGCAGCAGAACAACCAGCUGCUUAAUUCAAAAGAAGUAGGAAGGAGACUUUUCCAGGCCAAUAAGAAGAGUAAAAGUCGAAAGUUUUUAUGAACAUUGAAAACAUCACAAUAGUUUCUUAACUUCAAUGUUAACGAAGCAGCUUCUGUAAAAAACAUUGUAUGUUUUCUCAAUUAAAAAUUGUAAAUUAUUAAAUCAAAAUAUUAAAGGAAAAGUGAUUUGUCAUCUUUCAAAAUUUACGAUUCUACCCCCCGCCCCCCCUUGCAAUGUCUGUAGGACAGCUAAGCUCAUAGUAUCCUAUAGGUAAGUGACAGUAUAAGUUUUGUACCAGGUUUUAACAAAUGUAAACUCUCAAACCUGAUCAAACUGUAAACGUACAAUUUUGUUAAACACAUAUUGUUAUAUAUAUAUAAUUUGUAAUACUACUAUUUCAUCCGUUCAAACAGCUCGUUAAUAAACUUAAUAAUUUGUGUCAUUAAA
This is a messenger RNA of Eurytemora carolleeae, 2461 nucleotides long. RefSeq names its product dystrophin. Gene Ontology annotation, biological process: nuclear migration. The coding region runs from base 61 to 2007 and encodes 648 amino acids. The transcript is spliced from 11 exons. The record is from RefSeq and is a predicted model, not a curated record. Gene Ontology annotation, cellular component: nuclear outer membrane; cytoplasm; meiotic nuclear membrane microtubule tethering complex. Gene Ontology annotation, molecular function: actin filament binding. Lineage: Eukaryota; Metazoa; Arthropoda; Copepoda; Calanoida; Temoridae.